Molecule: messenger RNA, 513 nt
Organism: Oikopleura dioica
Lineage: Eukaryota; Metazoa; Chordata; Appendicularia; Copelata; Oikopleuridae
Source: the annotation of a GenBank genome assembly
AUGAACGAGAUCGUAUCACAAGCUCCAUCAAAACGAACUCGACCCAGCUCACCAGAAAAGAUUCGCGCAGCGCUUCAUCAUAAUUUCGAACUAUCUCAAGUGCCACAGGACGUGGCAAAUGACAUUAUCGAUCACGUUCUGGAAAAUGACUUUGAAUUAGACGAAGAAGGACUAAUGCGGCAAAGAUGGAACCCGCUCAUGGCGAAAAUUGGCUACAAUUACGAACCAAACGUCUUUGAAGAGCUAGCGAAACGAGUUCGUUUUCCAAUUCUUCACGUUACCAGCAAAAUUUUCAAUAGUCCUCAAUCAAUAUUUUCUUACUCUCAUCCGCCGUUUCCGGUUGAUAUGGAUGCAUGCUUAUCCUCUGUGGAUGUGAUGGAAGAUGCAGCUGUUAAUAACGACGUGAACUUCGAGAAAGAGUAUCUUGAUGGAUCGCAUAAUUUGCACCUGACGCACGCGGCUGAACUGGCCGCUCUCCUCCGCCGCCAGCUUCAGCUUGAUUCAACGAAGUAG